Molecule: messenger RNA, 2052 nt
Organism: Diplodia corticola
Lineage: Eukaryota; Fungi; Ascomycota; Dothideomycetes; Botryosphaeriales; Botryosphaeriaceae
Exons: 5
Coding region: 1-2052 (683 amino acids)
Source: RefSeq, a predicted model, not a curated record
AUGUCUUGCCUCCCAAACCUUCCGCACCAUGAGCCCGGCGCCGCUCUAAUCGUGUGCUUGUGCUUACCCACAGCGGCGGAUGGGCGACAGAAAUUGAACGAGGCUCUUGAAGAAUGCCUGACUCCGAAGACGAGAAACACGGCUGACCCCAAGAUCGUGUCGGUCGUGGAUUGCAGCAGGCAAAAGCGCCUUGAGAAGGCCAAAAUCGAAGGCUCGACAUCCGAGCUCUUCAUCGCGGCCUCCAAGGCAAGAACAAAAGGAUGGACGAGAAUCGGCGCCGUCGACAACCUCACCUACCGCCUCCUCUGCGGCCAGAGGCGCCCCGGCGAGAGACCAGAGUGCUCCAUGAUCAUCCUGGAGAAGACGGCCAGCAACGAAGACGACGACAGCACGCCCGAAGCGGCCGCGAAGCGCUUCCCCCUCGCCCAAGCCAUCCGCAUCCUCACACAGCAGCACCAACACGAUCAACAACCCAUCACCGUCAACCGCACCGCCAGCCCCUUCGAAGCCCUCCACCCGCUGGUCGGCGUCAACCACCGCCGCCUGUACGACGGCCUCGGCUGCGUCCUGCACGACUGGUCCCUGCCGCUCUUCGGCUCGGCCGCCGCCGUCCGCGCGCGCCGCGCCCGCGACAGAGCCGUCGACCAGGCCCUCGGCGUCGUCGCCGCCACCGCCGCCGCUCCGCCCUCGGGCCGCCGCCGCCCCCCCGCCCUCCCGCUCGAACUGGCCGAUGCCGUCAAGGAGGAGCUCGCGGCGCCGGAGCCGCUGGAGGACCUUACGGCGGCGCCGACGUUCGUGAUGAACGACCCCAAGGUGCUAGAGUUCCAUGCGUUGGUGGCGCUGCGCGAUGUGGAGGCCGCGACGAGGGUUUUGAACGACAAGCUCGCUGCUGCUGCUGCUGCUGGUGCUGCUGGUGCUGCUACCGCUGACAAGGGAGUCGGUAGCGCCGUGAAGAACGACGGGAAGAAGAAGAAGAAGAAGAAGAAGAAGAAGUUCCAAAUGGCGACGAAGGCGGUGAUUUACCCCUGGAGGCCGCGCGAGGUCGAUGGCGGCGGCGGACUGCCCGCUUCCCGCCGCGACUUCUGGCGCCUGUGGCAGCGGAUCAUGCGGUACAACGAGCGGCCGGCGCGGACCGUGGCCUUGUUCUUGGAUGCCGAUCCCGCCGCUGCGGCGGAAAGCGACGGUGGCGACGAAGACGACGAUAUCCCCGUCGUCCUGGCCCAAUGGCAGGACACCCGCAGCCCCUCGCUCGUCAGCCGCGUCGGCUUGCGCGCAGGCGACGUGCCCCGCUUGUGGCCCGUCGUGGUCAGCCCGCGCGCCCACGGCUUCUAUUCUGUCUCCCGCAUGGACUUGCUCGCGAGGCGGAGAAAAGAAGGGCAUGAGAGCAGCCCGGUCUUCCCCGCCACCGACCGUGUCGAGUGCCUGCUCGGCCCCGACGCGCGCUUCUUCGUCGACCCGCCGCCGUGGGAGUUUGCGGACGAUCACGGCUUGAGCGAAACGCAUCCGUGCUUUUUCUUGACGAAGGCGGAGGGCGAGGAGGGCGGGGUCGAGGGCAUGGUGAAGUUGAUGCAGAGGGAGGUGUUUAAUGUUGAGGUUGCGGGCGUGGAGGCUGGCCCGUAUGCGUUUGUGGAGUGGGAGGGUGAGGAGGAUGGCGGGAUGGAUGAUGCGUUGAUGUUGGCGGUGCAGUGCUGGGAGGGAGGCGUUCAGGUCGAAGGAGGUGCUGUAUUCGAUGUGGGGGGGUACAUGAGGUCGUUGGGCGAGGAUGAAGAGGAAGAGCUGAUUGCGAUGGAGAACGACGAGUCGCUGGAUGAGGAGACGAAGUAUCAGAAGAGGCUCGAAAUGUACAGGGAAUGCAUCGUGGUCUCACGAACCAACGUCUUGGAGCAGGAGUUUCAUGAGGCAUGGUUCAACUUUACCGUGACGGAAAUGAGCUUUGGUACGCUAUUCGAUAUGGACCAGGCUCAGACUAUCGAGCGGCGUUGGAAGUCAGAAGAGGAGAAAAGGCUGGCAUUUGAAAGGUGGGACCGUUCGGAACGGCGCCGGUAUGCGUAG